CAGGAUUCGCCUUCUAAUAAAAACAGUAUCAUUGGCCAGCUCGGUCACCGGAAUUAGCGGAGUUAGUUCUCUGUAGAGAGUCAGCGGCCAUUCCGUGGUUUAUGCACUCCAGUCCAAGUAUAGGAAUGCCGAUCAAUCACCAAGCGCAAUGGUUAUCUGAAACGCUCUAUUCCGAGCGCCGACUCGCCUGCUAUUGCAUUUUCCAAUUUCUUCUUCUUUUAAAGAUACCGUUUCUCUCCGUUUAAAUUUCCAGUCUUUUGUUGAUGUUCAACAACUUCUCGUCAACGUGCUCACCUGGAUCUCGCCUGGCGUAAUGGCUGAUCUUGAGAAGACCAAUACCGCCACAUCGAAGCAGUCUCAUCGAUCGCAGAGGUUGGAAGCUUCUCAGUCCGUCACUACAGCUUACUCGGCGCCUCACAUUGACAACCAGUCUGCUUUUUAUGUCACGUCGAACGGCGAGGAUGGCGAUGAAGACGGCGACAAUUUAGACGGUGUUGUUCCCGCUUACACCAACCAAGACGAACCCAGCAGCAAAGGCGACCUCGAGAGUGGCAGUCAGGCUGUUGAACUACAAAAGGCUCGGACGGCUAGAUCUCAGCGUUCUGAGAGAGAUCCUAAAUUGGUUAGGUGGAAAGGUGCCAAUGACCCCGAAAAUCCAAAGAAUUGGUCAAUGAAGAAGCGAUGGUCAGCUGUAUUUGUUGUGUCAUGCUACACGUUGAUAUCGCCAGUGUCUUCGUCCAUGCUUGCCCCUGCCCUUGGCUCGAUCGCCAAGGACCUGAAAAUUCAUAAUGAAAUUGAACUCGAGAUGACUUUAUCGAUUUUUGUCCUUGCAUAUGCCAUCGGGCCUCUCUUUCUCGGGCCUCUUUCUGAGAUUUACGGCCGGGCUAUUGUUUUACAGUUAGCGAAUUUGAUAUAUUUAGUUUUCAACAUCGCAUGUGGCGUGUGUCAGACCAAGGGACAGAUGAUUGCCUUUCGUUUCUUAUCUGGUCUAGGCGGUAGUGCCCCUCUGGCGAUCGGAGGUGGUGUCAUGAGUGACUGCUUUCAAGCCCAUGAACGUGGGCGAGCAAUGGCUAUUUACAGUUUGGCGCCUCUUUUGGGACCUGCUAUUGGGCCAAUUGCUGGUGGUUUUAUUUCUGAGAAUACAACAUGGAGAUGGAUUUUCUAUGCCACCUCGAUUGCCGAUGGGCUCAUUCAAAUAGUCGGACUUUUCGCAUUACAAGAAACGUAUACGCCCACACUUCUGCUACGAAAAGCCAAGAAGCUGCGCAAAGAGACAAAUGAUCCCACCUGGCAUACUGAGUUUGAAGACCCCAAUCGUUCGCUCUUGAAAACCCUCAGCGUCUCAUUGCGCCGACCAUUCAUACUAUUAGCUACGCAGCCGAUUGUGCAGGUUCUAUCGGUAUUCAUGGGCUACAUCUACGGGCUUAUGUAUCUGAUGCUGGCAUCCUUCCCUACCCUCUGGAACAGCCCCGACUACUACAACGAAUCAGUCGGAAUCGGAGGAUUAAACUACAUAUCUCUCGGGCUAGGCUUCUUCCUUGGAUCGCAAAUCAGCGCACGCCUAAACGACCGAAUCUAUCAAAGGCUCACCAAACAAAACAACGGCGUUGGACGGCCAGAAUUUCGAACUCCUCUUCUAUUCGUUGGCGCGGCUUUGAUCCCAACCGGCUUGUUCAUCUACGCUUGGACUGCGCAGUACAAAGUCCACUGGAUUGCGCCAAAUAUCGGGGCUGCUAUAUUCUGUGUUGCCGCGAUUAUGUCGUUUCAGUGUAUCCAGGUGUAUCUGGUUGAUGCAUAUACGCGUUAUGCAGCCAGCGCGCUGGCAUCGGCGGUUGUGUUGCGGUCGUUGGCGGGGUUUGGGUUUCCGCUUUUCGCGCCGUACAUGUUCAAAGCUCUGAAUUAUGGCUGGGGGAAUAGUCUCAUGGCCUUUAUUUCGAUAGGUAUUGGGUUUCCGGCGCCGGUGCUCUUGUGGAAGUAUGGCGAGAAACUGCGCAAGAUGAGCCCUUAUGCUGCUGGUUAAUAUGUUCGCCUACAUCUGGAGGACUAAAAGUUUAAUUUUUCACGAUUAAUGCUAGAGUAUUACAGUAUUACAUGUAGAUAAUUAAUCGGAGUAGGCUAAUUAUCAAUACAAUUUUAAACAUGAC
Molecule: messenger RNA, 2144 nt
Organism: Talaromyces proteolyticus
Lineage: Eukaryota; Fungi; Ascomycota; Eurotiomycetes; Eurotiales; Trichocomaceae
Product: major facilitator superfamily domain-containing protein
Exons: 3
Coding region: 314-2020 (568 amino acids)
Biological process (GO): transmembrane transport
Molecular function (GO): transmembrane transporter activity
Source: RefSeq, a predicted model, not a curated record